Melanotaenia boesemani (Boeseman's rainbowfish) is the source of this 2397-nucleotide messenger RNA. It is a transcript of the gene smtnl2, whose product is annotated as smoothelin, like. Gene Ontology annotation, cellular component: filamentous actin; microtubule organizing center. Gene Ontology annotation, molecular function: protein binding. The record is from RefSeq and is a predicted model, not a curated record. The transcript is spliced from 10 exons. Gene Ontology annotation, biological process: actin cytoskeleton organization. Lineage: Eukaryota; Metazoa; Chordata; Actinopteri; Atheriniformes; Melanotaeniidae. Bases 420 to 2066 code for a protein of 548 amino acids.
UCCAGACAAGAGGAGUGAUCAACCUGAGAGUUUAAACCCAGCAGAGAGCCGGCAGACACACACUACAACAGCUGUUCAGUGCUGAGGAAACCCUGAUGAGCUGUAGCGGAGAGCAAAGCUGAGGCAGAAGUCCUUCUGAGAUGUUGACACAUGAAAAGCAGGGCUUACUAAAGAAGACGCAGCCCAGGACGUUGUUUCUCAGGACAGAGCUGAAAGGGUGGGUAUAACGCAGACCAGACUGUUUUUCCACUCCCUCCUCACCCUGCAACCUUUCACCUCUCAGCCCUUGUCCAUCAGCCCCCACCCCCCACAGCCAAACCCUCAGCACACUGACCGGAGCUAUUCUCCUGUCUCCAGUGGAUCUCCUUCACAGACAUUAAGUUAAACAUUACAGGUCACCAGUGGCAGCAGCUGUGUCGAUGGAAGCUUCAACCCUGGCUCAGAUGGGGGACUUGUGUCACCCAAGAUCCCCCUCUCCAGAGGGGGAGACAGUGUGUGCGGCUUUAGCUCGUUAUGAGAACACCCUCCGAGAUGCCAUCAGAAAGAUCCACGUCGAUGUCAGCAGUUUUAAGUUUGGUAUGGAACGUCGUUUGGAGGAGACGGCGAACAUGAGCGGCCCCCUUGGACAAGCUGUGGCUCAGCUCCAGCAGGAGAACCGACAGCUCAGGAGUCAGCUGGAGGCUCUCACGCAACAAGUGGAGCUCCUGAGUGGCCUCCAAUGUGACAGGAGCCUCUUAACGAACAGUAACCACAAGAAUGACCUCCAUGACAUACAGGAGAGCCAUCGGGGUGUGAGGGAGGUGAUCUACGGGAAGGGUGAGGCUCACACACACAGCCAGGCUCAUCUCUGCAUCCAGACAAACCAAACGCAGACGUGCAGCAACCUAAGCAACCAGUCCAGCCCUUCAUCACCCUCAGCCAUCUUCCCAUUCUCCCCCAGCUCCAGCAGUCCUCCUGCUGGCUCCAGAGGUUCCUCUCUGGUGAUGAGUCCAGGGUCCAGCAGCAGCCCCUCCAUCACCCGCUUCUCCAGCCGAGCCACCUUCGCUCUGUCCAGCAAAGCCAACAGCAUCGAACGAGAAGAGCCGAUAGAAGCUGAUCCAGCACCAGUACAUACUGGACAGGAAAACGGACAUGCUGCUACAACAGAACAUUCAGUGUUGGUCCACGGAAAGAUCUCUCCACCCACUGACUCCCCACACGAGCACACAGCGCCGGUCGCCAUGCGAAUGCCCCACCUCCCAAUCACAGCUAUGACCAAGACAGCAGAGAUCCGGGGUUCUCCUGCACCUUCCAGCCCUGUUGGCUCUCUGCCCUCUACAGGUUGUGAAGCUUCCCCCACCAGCCAGUUAACCCCCAGCACCUUCCAGCCCCAAUCCAUAGACGAGUCUCCAGUUACAGCAGUAUCUUCUGUCAAGACUUGGGCCCCUACACCAGCCAGACCUCUGGGAUCUCCAAGUCUUCAGGCUGAGAAAGCAAAUUCAGCUCCUGCUAAGUCUGUGACGUAUUCUGGGCUGCUGCAGCAGGACAGAGAUGGCGACGUCAGCUGUGACAAGUCCUUCAGUCAGGCUGGAGAGAGGAGGCGGGAGCUGGUGAGGUCACAGACUUUGCCUCGAAACAUCGGCGCUCAGGCUCGUCGAUCCAUCUUCGAACGUCCAGACACAGAGGCCAACAACAGUCAUCCUAAAGCAGUGACUUUGAAGCGAUCUCAGAGUUUUGGGGUAUCCAGCGCCAGCAGCAUCAAGCAGAUUCUUCUAGAGUGGUGCCGCUCCAAGACCAUAGGCUAUCAGAACAUCGACAUCCAGAACUUCUCGUCCAGUUGGAGCGAUGGGAUGGCUUUCUGCGCCCUGGUCCACUCUUUCUUUCCCACUGAGUUCGACUACAGCUCUCUGUCCCCCACCAACCGCAAACACAACUUUGAGCUGGCCUUUAAGACUGCAGAAGUGAAGGCAGGCUGUGACCGGCUCAUUGAGGUGGAUGACAUGAUGAUCAUGGGACGUAAACCAGACCCCAUGUGUGUCUUCACCUACGUCCAGUCCCUCUACAACCACCUGCGCAAGUUUGAGUGAAGCUCACAAGCCCUCAGAUCAGUUAAAGUGGCACCGAGAGGAUUUAGGAAAGUCUGUGUUGCCCCCUCGUGGUAGAUUAUUAUAUUUUUCUGUAAUUUGUCCAUUGGAAGCUGAGAUUACAAAGACCAUGGGACAGCUGCUGUGCUUUAGAAAUUUUUGCUAUUACUACAUGUUCGUAAGUGACUAUCCACACCAAACCAGACUUUGCACCAGAAACUCUGAAAACUGAAACUACAACAUCUGAGCAAUUCAAUUAUGCUGUGCUGUGUGAUAUUGUGUUAUUGGGAUGAUAAGGGAAAUGAAACCAAUAAAAAUGUGCUGUAUACAUGAA